UUUCUCGGACAUAAAUUUUGACCUGACUCUCAAGAAGUAUGAGAUGGUGAAGGGAAACUUCUCUCAGACUUUCCUUCGCGUUGGCUAUCACAAAAUAGCUGAGAUUCCAGCAGGAGCGCACAACAUCAGCAUACAGGAGACAAUAAAGAGCCGCAAUUAUCUGGGUAUAAAAAUAGCCAGGAAAGUGUUAUGCAACAUAGUUUAUAAAACAUUUUAAUAACUUCCACACACAUUUUUGAAUUUGUAAAAAAUAUUGUGUUUUUUCUUCAGCCCUGCAGACUAAAAAUGGUGUGUCCAUAAUCAAUGGAAACUGGGUGAUUGAUAGACCGGGUAUCUACACAGCAGUUGGAACCCAAUUACUGUAUAUGAGACCCAAUGAGAUUCGCUCACGCACAGGAGAAUCUAUUACUGCCCCUGGGCCACUGAGUGAGGACCUGAUUUUAUAUCUCAUUUAUCAACAACCCAAUCCCAGUGUGUACUAUGAGUACACUGUGCCCUCACCACACACAGAGCAAAAUCCAAAACCCCAUGAGGGUUCAAAUGUUAUUGCCCCAGGUGUAACCACAAAAUCACCCCACUCAGGGGAUGGGGUCAACAACAGUGGCAUCUCCAACAACAACAUCAAUGAGAACUCCCAUCUGAAUCAGGCCCUAACCACACCGGCUGUGACCACAAAACUGCAGACCGUGUACGAGUGGGUAGAAUCAAGAUUCAGUGAGUGCAGCACCACAUGUGGCACUGGCACGCGGCACAUGCUCUGGGCCUGUGUGGAGAAGGAUUCCCAAACAACAGUUUCCUCUGACCUUUGCGACUCUGCUCUUGAACCAGAAAAGCAGCUAGAGGACUGCAACCCCCAGCAAUGCCCUGCAUAUUGGGACAUUGGGGAGUGGUCUGAGUGCAGUGCAAAAUGUGGGCCUGGUACUCAGCAGCGUCAGGUCAUCUGUCGUCAGGUUACUCAGGCGCACGCCAAUGGCUCCGAGACUUCUGUGACUGUAGCGCUGGAACAGUGUGGCUCCACUGAUAUCCCUGAGACCAAGUCCACCUGUCAGCUCAAGAUCUGUAGCCAGUGGGAGAUCCGGUCUGAAUGGACUCCAUGCUCAGUGCCGUGUGGAGUGGGCCAACGCAGCAGAGAGGUGUUGUGUGUGAGUAACCAGGGGGAACCAGAGCCAGACACAGAGUGUAAUAUGAACAUAAAGCCAGACACUCUGCAAAACUGUGACAUGGGCAAGUGUGCUCGCAGCUGGUUCACCUCACAGUGGAGCCAACAGUGCACCACGGAGUGCGGAAGAGGGAAUCGCACUCGGACAGCUGUGUGCCUCAUGGACUAUGUGACAGAUCUUCCACUGGGCAGCUGUGAAGGGGAGCGACCAGCAGAGGUGACAACAUGUGAUUCAGGCCCCUGCCAAAACCGCGUUGAGUGGUACACAGGUCCCUGGAGUCGGUGUUCUGCAGACUGUGGAAAUGGAACACAGACCCGGAGUAUUGCUUGUAUUGUCACUAAUAAUGGGAAGAUGGAUGUUGUUGAUCAAGCAAAAUGUGAUAGUCUGUCAAAGCCAAUCAGAGCUCAGGCCUGCAGUCUGAAGCCUUGUGGAGUCCAGUGGUAUGUCUCGGAGUGGAGCACAUGCUCUCGUUCUUGUAAUGGUGGCUACCGUGUGCGUGAAGUGCGCUGUCUGACUGAUGACAUUGUCCCAAGUGAGAACUGUGACCUACAUGUGACCCCAAACACACAAGAAGAAUGCAACCUACAGCCUUGCCUUGCAGAGAUCGAUCUUCAGUGCAGUGACCAGUACCACAAAUGUAUGGUGGUGGUUCAGGCUCGACUCUGCAUUUAUCCAUACUACAGAAGUGUCUGCUGUGCUUCUUGCUCUCGGGCCCAGAAAACAUUCCCAGCCAAUAUUCACCAGAACAGGAUACGCCGGUGAUUAAAAAAAAAAAAAAAAAAAAAAAACUCAGAAUGACUUUUCUUUAAAUGGGAUAGUUCACUGCUGACAUCAUUGCUUAAAGGGUCCAUAUUACUCUAUUUUCUCAUUCCAUGUGAUACUGGAGUUGUGUUUUGUUUCAUUCAUACAUGUUUAAUACACAAACCCUGCAUAUUUAGGCUACUUUCUUCUCUCAAACUGAAGAC
Messenger RNA from Boleophthalmus pectinirostris (great blue-spotted mudskipper), 2125 nucleotides. It is a transcript of the gene adamtsl7, whose product is annotated as ADAMTS-like 7. Bases 366 to 1922 code for a protein of 518 amino acids. Gene Ontology annotation, cellular component: extracellular matrix. Gene Ontology annotation, biological process: extracellular matrix organization. Gene Ontology annotation, molecular function: metalloendopeptidase activity. NCBI's taxonomy places the organism in Eukaryota, Metazoa, Chordata, Actinopteri, Gobiiformes, Gobiidae. The record is from RefSeq and is a predicted model, not a curated record. The transcript has 11 exons.